AACGCAUGUCGCCUCGCUGCAACCCACCGAGUGAGCCGGUCUUAUAAGUCGCCCAGAUGGCGUCUCCGCCCAAUGCUGAGCCGCCACGGCGUGCAGCAGCAGCAGCAGCAACCUCCAGCUCCAGCUCCAGUUCCGGUUCCAGCUCCAGGGACGAGGGCGCAGGCCUAUCGCAGUCACUCAGCCAGCUGUCACUGGGCCAGCGUGGCCCGCGAUCUCCCGGGCUCUCGCCAUCGCAACCGCCCUCGACGCCCUUAAAUCCCCCUCGCCAUGCCUCUCCCUCUGCCUCUCCCUCUGCCCGCGCUCCCUCACUCAGUCCCUCAGGCAGAGAGUCGCGAACUGCAACCCCCACCCUCGUCCGCAAAGCCUCGAUGAACUCCCUGCACUCGGCCAGUGGCGUCGGCCCUUCGCGGCCACUGUCCAGGCGCUCCAGCCUGCAGCAGGUUGUGUCACCAGGCUUGAGGGCGUCGUUUGGAAAUCCCGAGCCCGAGUGGCGCCCCCCGGUGACGGCCAGCUCCGUGGCCAGCGGCCACUUCAAGGAUGAGCUCGAGGCCCAUCACGGCCCCGUGUCCACACUCUACACCGAGACUGUUGUCGUCCUCAAUGAUGCCGUCUACGGCCAUCGCUUCUCGCGCCCACGCACCCCCAAGAGCGCUCUUAACACCAUUGUCGAGCGUCCUGAGCGCAUCAAGGCCAGUGUCUUGGGUGUGUCUGCGGCCUAUGUUCGUCUCGGUGAGCGUCACAGCGACGGCGCGCUGCCCAUCUUGCCCAAGAGCAAUGUCCACAUGCUGCCCAGCAUCCCCUUUCGCAUCCACAAGACGGACCGGAGGCUGUCACUGCUGUCCCCUGCCGUCACCAAUGUACAUGGUACCAAAUGGAUGGAGGAGUUCAAGAUGAUGUGCGAGUCGGCCGAGGCGGUCUUGGCUCGUGGAGGAAAGGAGCUGCAGAGGCCGUCCAUAACCCGAGGCCCCGACCAUGCUGCUCCCGAAACGCUGCACGAGGGCGACCUGUACCUCUGCAACCAGUCGCUGGAGGCCAUUGAGGGUGCCCUGGGCGCAGUGUGCGAGGGCGUCGAUGCCGUCUUCUCUGCUGGGCCCCGGCGUGCCUUUGUUGCCGUACGGCCUCCGGGACACCAUUGCUCUGCCAACCUCCCGUCAGGCUUCUGCUGGGUCAACAAUGUCCAUGUGGGAAUCAUGCACGGAAUCCUCAACCAUGGCUUAACGCACGCCGCCAUCAUCGACUUUGACUUGCACCACGGAGAUGGCUCCCAGGCCCUUGCCUGGGCGCACAACUCUCGGUCCAUGGCCGCCACCAAGAAUCAUGCCGCCUGGAAGAAGACGUCCAUUGGCUACUUUAGCUUGCACGACAUCAACUCCUAUCCCUGUGAAAACGGAGACGAUGACAAGAUUAAGAAUGCCAGCAUCUGUAUCGAGAAUGCGCAUGGACAAAACAUCUGGAACGCCCACCUCCAACCCUGGAAGACAGUUGAGGAUUUCUGGGAUCUUUAUGAGACUAAAUACUCGAUACUUCUCGACAAGGCACGCAGCUAUCUGAGAGGCCAAGCGGAAAAGCUACAAGACGCAGGCGUCAAUCCGCGAGCCGUCAUCUUCCUGUCCGCUGGCUUUGAUGCGAGCGAAUGGGAGAGCGCAGGAAUGCAGCGCCACAAGGUCAACGUGCCCACUGAGUUCUAUGCUCGCCUCACCCAAGACGUUGUCCGCCUUGCCGCCGAGGAGGGCCUCUGCGUCGACGGCCGCAUCGUCAGUGUCCUGGAGGGUGGCUAUAGCAACAGAGCACUGACCUCCGGCAUCAUUAGCCAUCUCAGUGGUCUCGUGGGGAAGCAGAACGUGCCGCACCGGAGCCGGCUUUCUUUCCCGCAAGGUGCCUACGAUGAAGAAGAAGACAAGCACAUCCCGCACUCCCCGGCUUCGAUUAACCCGUACGAUCCCUCAUGGUGGUCGGCUGGAGAAAUGGAGAAGUUGGAGGCCGCGGUAGCGCUGCCCGAUAUCACGCCGAAGAAGCCGCAUGUGGUUACGCCCCCAACCUACUGUACGCCGACGCAGGCGUCUACGGCCAGGGCUGUGGACCCCCUCAGGAUGCGACGAAGCAUGUCGACUCUGGUCAACAGGUCGACUGUCUCCAGCCGCUCUCCAUCUCCCUCGCCCCCCGAGGUUCCAUGGACGAUUGCUGCUAGCGAGCUUUCGAAGCUCCUCAUCCCACGAGAUCGCCAAACCGACAGCUGCACCUUUGAGGAAUUGAACGCCGAUGCGGCACGGGUACGACGAGACAGGCAGUCUGCUGGCGUUCCGGAACUCGAUCGAUCAGCUUCAAGGAUGUCGCUUCGCGACCGCAAGCCCAGGGUUAUCGACCCCAUCCAAGAGGAGAACCAGUCCCGGCAGACGAGGGACCGAAGCAAGACUGUAGCCACCGCGACACUUGCGGCAGAAAAGGCGACCGCUCGCGGACAGACGCCACAACCCCUUAUUGGCACGCCUCCAAAGAAGACCAGUCGACGACUAACCGCCUCGUCGGCUGUUCCUACGCAACGCAGUGUUUCUCGUACCGCAACAUCUAGUCAGGAUUUGCCGCUUCGGCCUUCAACCUCUGCGGGGCCUAUCGCCGGGAGGCCUCUCUCAGUUGCAGGAAACCAGGCCCAGAGCUCUGGCUCUACCGGAAGAAUCACCGUCAGAAAGUCGCGGCCCACCUCGUCCAACGGCGAACCUGCCCUUAGGUCGCCCAUGCUUGAAGCCGGAAAGGAAGCUCUUGCGGAAAGAACUACGGCACCUGCAGUAUCAAGGCUGGACGCUACUAUUGACGACAUGGAUAAGAUCACCAAGGGGAUCAAGAAGAUCAAGAUCAACCUGAUCACCCAGUCGCAGAAGGAGGCCCGGGAGAAGGCCCGCCUUGAAGCCGAAGCCGCAGCUGCAGCCGCUACUGCAUCCGGAGAGCUGCGUCCCUCCACCCUGUCAACGCCCAACUUGGAGCACUCUACGCCCCGCACUGUUUCUCCCGAAGCGAGACAGGCCGUUCCCAACGUGAGCUCGCCUCGCUCGGCCAAAGCCAUGGAUGAGGCCCACGAGUUCUUCCAGUACCAGCCUGAAGGCCCACCCCCGGUGUCCGUUUCGUCCCAGGAGCCGCUUAAGUGGCUUCCCCCUUCGCUCCCAGCCGGGCCCCCGGCUGUACAACCCGGCCUCGUGAAGAAGAGCAGCACGCUUUUCCAGUAUGGCGGCAGCGGCACCAUUCCCUUUGCUAAGCAGCCAGCCAACCGAGACCCGUCCCCUCAAAAGGUUCAGAGGAAGCCCAGCGGUCCUCUCCGGCCUGCACCGAGGUCUCCACCCAGGAAAUAG
Messenger RNA from Trichoderma citrinoviride, 3341 nucleotides. Its product is annotated as Arginase/deacetylase. The record is from RefSeq and is a predicted model, not a curated record. Gene Ontology annotation, molecular function: histone deacetylase activity. Lineage: Eukaryota; Fungi; Ascomycota; Sordariomycetes; Hypocreales; Hypocreaceae. The coding region runs from base 57 to 3341 and encodes 1094 amino acids. The transcript has 3 exons. Gene Ontology annotation, cellular component: nucleus.